Molecule: messenger RNA, 2238 nt
Organism: Pleurotus ostreatus (oyster mushroom)
Lineage: Eukaryota; Fungi; Basidiomycota; Agaricomycetes; Agaricales; Pleurotaceae
Gene: MNR2
Product: CorA metal ion transporter
Exons: 6
Coding region: 1-2238 (745 amino acids)
Biological process (GO): intracellular magnesium ion homeostasis; magnesium ion transmembrane transport
Cellular component (GO): plasma membrane
Molecular function (GO): magnesium ion transmembrane transporter activity
Source: RefSeq, a predicted model, not a curated record
AUGUCCUCGCCGCCUAGGGAUAGCAUUGCAAUUCCUCAGUCAGGGGGCUCUCCAGUACUUCGUCGUCGCGAGAGCCUGAACCCAGUGACAGGCUCACCUCAUGAAACCCAUGAAUGGCUUCCUCGACACUCUCCGACUCUUGUGCGGUCGUUCGAUCCGACUGACCCACAAGCUCUGGAGCGUCAGCGCACGAUGGACGUCGACAUGGCUAUGCAACUUUCCAGGGCUCGGAGAGAAACAGUAACCAUGCCAGUAUCACCAGUCGUGUCAUCGUCCCCGGAGCAACUGUAUGCGUCCAUAUCCGCGCUUUCGGAGAACGAGCAGAGAGAUAUUGAUGUGGCGCGAGGAUCGGUGAAGGAGGGGGACGGCGUCCACGAAAUGAUGGAUGGCGCACGCGACGACGACGAAACUCUACAUCCAGGUCUACACAGGCAAUCCUCCUUCUUGUCGCAACAACAUCUACAUCAGACACAAGACCCGUCUCUGCUAGUUUCUCUAAAUAAUGACGCGCAACCCGGGGAGGACCCUGCGGCAUCGACGUAUGGUCUGCCGACCUACCAGGCGAACGUACUUCCAAGCGCUUUCGACUUUGGCUUAAUGGAAGAAUUUGCUACAAAGGAGAAGACGGACCUUGGUCUUUCAUCCCCCACCGCAAGAUUUAACCUCGAUUCUCUUCGCACUGAUCGUGGGGAUGCCUCCGCGCCAGCCUUGGGCGAAGGGAGUAGCUCACCUCAAUCUAUAUUGAAGUCAGCUCGACAACGCAGGCUGAGUCAAAGCACUCCAGCUCCUCGUACUCAUCGAAAGGGAGUCGGGGGUAAAAUGGCUCUGUUUGAAAAUAACAACGACCAUUCAUUUCUCCCCGGAAGGCUAAGCGUCAUGCUUGGUGGACAGGGGCCCUCUAGCUCGUCAGCAUCUAUAGAGCAUGUAGCGGGUGCAGCUAUUGCAGGCGCUAUGUCUAGUGCUCCUGGUUUACCUUCAGGAAUCCUUUCAACUGGGCACGAUCGGCCUUACCGCUUUUCCUUUUAUUCAAACGCCCAUUCCGCCACCAUUCAUGCUCGCAGCCUGAGCGAACUUCCCGCCGAAAACCAAUCCUUCGAAGAUUUGUUCGCCGGAGUGGGAUCCCGCCAGCCCUCAGUACCUCAACCUCAAUCCCAGCCUCACCCUCCCGGUAGCGGCACGAAGGAGCGUCCGAUAUCAUCGACGUCGUCCUUCCCCGCAGAUGCUAAGCGCGCCUUCGUGGCCAACUCUCAACGAUUGGGAGGCGAUCCGAGGCGACCUGGCAUGUCGACAAACGACGAUUACGAUGGACAUACGUGGUGGCUCGACAUCAAUAGCCCCACGGACGAGGAGAUGAAGAUGCUCAGCAAGGUCUUCGGGAUCCAUCCUCUCACGACAGAAGAUAUCCAAAUGGAGGAAACUCGAGAGAAAAUAGAAUUAUUCCGCAAUUAUUACUUCGUCUGUUUCCGCAGUUUCGACCAGGAUCAGUACAGUCCAACCCACCUAGAACCACUGAAUAUGUAUAUAAUAGUUUUCCGCGAAGGUAUAUUAUCGUUCCACUUCCGCCCUACCCCUCACCCACAGAACGUUCGGCGGCGCAUUAAACAACUCAAGGACUAUAUUAACGUUACAUCGGAUUGGAUAUCUUAUGCGCUUAUUGACGACAUCACGGACGCAUUUGGACCCUUAAUUCAAAGCAUAGAGUACGAGGUCGAUAGUAUAGACGAGCUAGUGCUCAUCCUGAAGGAGGCGGAGCAGACCGAUAUGUUGAGGCGAAUCGGUACUUGUAGGAAGAAGGUCAUGGGUUUGUUGAGGUUGAUGGGUAAUAAGGCGGACGUAGUGAAGGGACUUGCGAAGAGGUGCAAUGAGAACUGGAGAGUUGCUCCAACCUCGGAUAUCGGCCUUUACCUGUCAGAUAUCCAGGACCAUCUUAUUACCAUGACGCAAAGCUUGAAUCACUACGAGAAAAUCCUUUCUCGCUCGCAUUCAAACUACUUGGCGCAAAUAUCUAUCGAGAUGACGGACGCGAACAACCAGAUAAACGAUGUGUUGUCCAAGCUUACGGCUCUUGGUACGGUUCUCAUUCCCAUGAAUUUGGUCACUGGUUUGUGGGGCAUGAACGUGCAUGUACCUGGGGAAGGCGUGGAGAAUUACAGAUGGUUUGGAUCUAUCAUUGCAUGCCUUGCUGCUUUCGCUUUCAUCGGAGGAUACUCUACCUAUCGUUUUAUGGUUCGGAAGUGA